Carassius gibelio (silver crucian carp) is the source of this 7036-nucleotide messenger RNA. RefSeq names its product thyroid hormone receptor beta. Bases 689 to 1936 code for a protein of 415 amino acids. The record is from RefSeq and is a predicted model, not a curated record. Lineage: Eukaryota; Metazoa; Chordata; Actinopteri; Cypriniformes; Cyprinidae. Gene Ontology annotation, biological process: retinoic acid receptor signaling pathway; negative regulation of transcription by RNA polymerase II; cell differentiation. The transcript has 15 exons. Gene Ontology annotation, molecular function: RNA polymerase II cis-regulatory region sequence-specific DNA binding; zinc ion binding; nuclear receptor activity.
CUGAUUCCCCACAGCGAUCAGAUGAGAGAGCUGCACGUUUCUCUGCGAGUCUCGGGUCCAUGUUGGCGUUGAUCUGCUGGGUCAUUUCAGGCCACGUCUGUCCGAUCACAGGGGCAAACGCUGACAUUACAGGCAAAUCUAAUAAAGGACAUACAAACAGACUGUGUUGCAGCUUCGAGUGCCAUUUGGGAAAACACCUGCUGAAUGAAAACGGUGUACACUCUUCUGUGUCAGCUGCAAUACAAGGAUGCACUGUUUUCUUUAAAAACAAAGUUUUUCUGUAAAGUGGUGCAGUUCCAACUUUGCAAGGACAGUCUGGCGCUCCUGACUCAGUCUAACAAGCUAGGCAGCUCUCAUGACAAGCAUCGGGGUGAAGUAAGGCAGGAUGUACCGUAAGAUUUUCAUGUUGGGAGGGAUUCGUGCAGCUCAGCCCUGGCAGGACUAAACGGCCCCCCGUCUUUCUGAUCUUCAGCGGUAUGAGGAAGCACAACGUGAAGGAAGUGUGGUAAUACGCUGCUUCAAAGAAUGUCCUAUCUGAUAUAGACUCAUUUCCUGUUAACUGCCUCUGAAAAAAAAGGCCUCUGCUGCUUCACACGGCUGUGGGACGACUCCGAUAUCACGAAGAACAAGAUAUCAGCGAGUCUGUGGAUGACAACAGCAUGAUGUUUAAGGCCUAAUACACAGCAGUAUGUCAGAGCAAGCAGACAAAUGCACCUCCCGCUGGAAAGAUGAGGCCAUGCAGAAUGGGUACAUACCAAGUUACCUGGACAAGGAUGAGCUGUGUGUUGUGUGCGGGGACAAAGCGACUGGAUAUCAUUACCGCUGCAUUACCUGUGAGGGCUGCAAAGGUUUUUUUCGACGCACAAUUCAGAAGAACUUGAACCCGACAUAUGCGUGCAAGUACGAGGGAAAGUGCGUCAUUGACAAAGUCACGCGCAACCAGUGCCAAGAAUGUCGCUUCAAGAAAUGCAUUGCUGUCGGCAUGGCAACAGACUUGGUGUUGGAUGACAGCAAGCGUCUGGCCAAGCGGAAGCUGAUCGAGGAGAACCGCGAGCGGCGGCGGCGCGAGGAGCUGCAGAAGACGGUUUGGGAGCGACCCGAGCCCACGCAGGAGGAGUGGGAGCUGAUCCGGGUCGUCACUGAGGCCCAUAUGGCCACAAACGCCCAAGGCAACCACUGGAAACAGAAGCGCAAGUUCCUGGUCGAGGAAGCAAUGCUACUUAAUGAAAUAACAUGUAAUUUAUUCUGUACUUCUGACCAGAGUGCAGUGGGGGUGAAGGAAGCCAAGCCUGAGGACAUCGGUUCUGCACCCAUCGUCAACGCACCAGAGGGGAGCAAAGUGGACAUAGAAGCCUUCAGUCAGUUUACAAAAAUUAUCACCCCCGCCAUCACUCGAGUAGUGGAUUUUGCCAAAAAGCUGCCCAUGUUCUGUGAGCUGCCUUGUGAGGACCAGAUCAUUUUGCUGAAAGGCUGCUGUAUGGAAAUCAUGUCUCUGCGAGCAGCAGUGCGAUACGAUCCUGAGAGCGAGACUCUGACACUGAACGGGGAGAUGGCUGUCACACGGGGCCAGCUCAAGAAUGGGGGUCUGGGUGUGGUCUCUGACGCCAUCUUUGAUCUGGGUGUCUCGCUGUCCUCCUUCAACCUGGAUGAUUCGGAGGUGGCAUUGCUACAAGCCGUGAUUUUGCUUUCCUCUGAUCGUCCAGGUUUGACGAGCGUAGAACGCAUCGAGCGCUGUCAGGAGGAGUUCCUCUUGGCCUUCGAACAUUACAUCAACUACCGCAAGCACAAGGUGUCUCACUUCUGGCCCAAGCUGCUGAUGAAGGUGACAGACCUGCGCAUGAUCGGUGCCUGCCAUGCCAGCCGCUUCCUGCACAUGAAGGUGGAGUGUCCCACUGAGCUCUUUCCGCCCCUCUUCCUGGAAGUGUUUGAAGACUGACAGCCAACCAGUCGGCCAAGCUGCUCCCACCAACCCAACCUCCACAGAUCUGACCUCCCUCAGACUCCGUCUCCCUGUUUCCGGUCACAUGACUCUGUUCUAGCACUACUGAGCGUCUUUCAUUCCAUAGAUUUAGGAGUAGCUCUCUGGCCUAUUUUGAAUGGAACCAUUCCUCUUACAAAGCGGGUACAUGUGAAUAGCGUUACAAUUUUUUUUUUUUUUCUUUAACUCUUUGUAAAAACUAAAAUCAACUUUCUGUUACUCUAGUUUUUUAUGUUAAAUUGUUUCAUUUCUGAUCAUAGUCUUUGAUGCCACUUAACAGAGAUAUAUGAAAUAUGCAUUUGGGUUUUAUGUCACACGCCAGGCCUCAGAAAGGAAAAAAAAAAAGAACACCACACUGCGAAGGAGGACAGCAAUGUUUUGGUUUCCUUUCACAUCCUUUAUCUGUUGGUCUAAGGGUCUUUUCAUGCUCACAUUAAGCCAUAGAUUGGUUUUAGUUCUGGUCCAAACCCCAGUGAGCUGUCUACCUAGACAACAUUUCAAGAUAAAAUAGGAGCAUCCUUAUAUUGAGACAGUAAAAAAGCAAACGAGGGCUCUUGAAAUAUCACAAUUGUGUUUUCUAGAUAAGAUCACUACAUGGAAAGCAAAUUUUGACUUGACCCAGCAGGCACUGGGCAUCAAUAUAAUGUCAGGUUGAUGUCGGACAGACGUUGCAUUUUGGUUGAGAAUGAAAAUUGAGUUGAUGUUAGUGUUUGACUCCAAUUUGAUGUUGACUUGACGCAGGAUUUUGGUUACACAGCCUAAAAACAACAAACAUUAACGUCAGCUGAUGUCGGUACUGGACAUCAAAUAAACAUUGGCAUUAGACAUUGAAUUGACAUCAAAAUUUAACUAACCACUUAUGACAUUGUGUGCCUGCAGGGAUUUUUUUUCUGCUGCUCUUGAGAGUGAAUUCACAGUAAUAUUAUAUCUCAUCUUCCUCGCUGCUCUUCACAUUCAUUUGAUCGCUCUGUACUCUUGUUCAUUCGUAUGUCGUGUUUUCUCUGACAUUUUAGGAGAAACAUUUUAGGACACCCCAGAGCAAAAAAAAUGGUCAUGUGAACAGUAGGCAUAAAAUUAUACUGCCUUCUAAUGUCAGGAGUUUCAAAGUUGUCAGAUCGCUGUUCCUUUCACACUACACACCAGUUUUUUGUAUCAUUUGCUGGCUUCACACAUUGCACAAUAUUUCAUUAGGAAGAAUCUCCAACAAAGCUCAUCAUUUACAAAAUGCGUACAUGAGAAGUGAUACAGAGUAUGAUCUCUAAUUGGCUGUAGGUCGUGGCUGAUGCAUUUCAAGUCAAAACACGUGGCAAGACUCUGAGGCUGCGUUCGUGUUCAAUUUUUAUGCCCUUCACUCAUUAACUUCCCUCUGUCUUCCCAUUGUUUACAUUUUUCUACAUAUUAAUUUGUUUGGGGCAGCAUUCUAUACAUGUUUAGGUAUGCUUGGUCUUCUAAAUGUAAAUAAUAUAUAAUUAUAUAGGCGUUUGGGGGGGGUCGGGGGGGGGGGGUAAAUUAAACAUGAUCUAUGAUGACGUCAUGAUCGUGUUGCAUUGUGGUCUCUGGAGCGGCCUGGAGUGUCAAAUCCAUUAGAAGUCAAGGCAUCAACUAUUAGCCGAAAAAGUGUAACGGCUAAAGCUAACACUUCCGUUCUAGCAGUAUGUGGGAAAAGAGACCAGAGGCCAUUCUUUUUAAAUGAAUGGAUGUCAAUGGAGGAGAGUCUUCACUCCGCUAAAUAAACAGAUUUUUUAAGGGAAACGGCUUAUCAUUUAAUAACUCAACAGCCUAUCUGCUAAUGUUCAGCAUGUUUUACACUAAACAAUACUUUGUAACUAUUUAACGAUUUGUAGACGUUACAGUGAAAAAAAAAAAAAAUGCUGUUUUAUAAUCGUAGUCACUGAUUUUGUUUGCGACAGCUGGGAUUCGGCUUAUAGCAAUUCUCAUUGAUUCCUGUGGGAUCCGUAAAUGGCGAUUGAGUGUCGCACAACUCUGACUGAAAUUCAAUGACGUCAGGGCUGUAAUGUGAUUGGUUAUGAAAGCACACGUGAUUCAAGUUGACUACUAUGCUUUCUCCAUACAGACCCUUUCAUCUCCCUACAGCAAGUCAGUCUCUGUGAAGUAUGUAAAUGAAGCAGACUCACUCCCUCUGUCAAAAUCAAGUGGUUGAGGGCACUUAAGGAAGUCGUGGCCUAAUGGUUAUAGAGUCUGACUCACAACCCAAAGGUUGUGGGUUCGAGUCUCACACCGUCAGGGAUUGUAGGUGAAGUGAGUGAAUGUACAGCACUCUCUCCACCUUCAGUGCCACGACUGAAGUGCCCUUGAGCAAGGCACCGAAUCCCCAACUGCUCCCUGAGUGCUGCAGUAUAAAAUGGCUGCCCACUGCUCUGUAUGAGUUCCCCGAGGGGACGUGCUUAGGGAAGUUUCCGAGUGCAUGUCUAAAAGUGGAGUGGAACACAGUCUGAGUCACAGACAGGUCCAGAUAAUUAGCCUGCUAAACAUUUUUGGGCAUUGGCAAUACAUCUGUGCUUAUCUAAAAUCAUAUCUUUGAUAACACACACUAUGCAAUCAUCACUCAUGUGAUCAAGCACUGAUUUGACUCACAUUUCAGAUUUCUUUCAGUGAUCUCCAGAGAACCGAGUCAAAAUGCCUUCUAUAUCUAUAUCUAUAUAUAUAUAUCUAUAUAUAUAUAUAUAUAUAUAUAUAUAUAUAUAUAUAUAUAUAUAUAAAUUAAAAGACAGUUUUGCAUUUGUAAUACGUCCUUUGUUGUGUUGCAUACAUAUGCUUUUUUCAAAGUAGCUCACUGGGUUUUUGAAUCAGAACUGAUUAAAAUAAAACAAAAAAUCUAAAUGGCAAGGUGAAAUGCCAGUCUUGAUGGUGGUUGUGCCCUUGAGUUAAAUCUUGUUUCUUUAUUAGUGCACCUAAAAGCUUUUGGAAAGGCAAACCUACAUGAUACCGCAGUUAGAGUUCACAAAUAAUAUUUUUUUGUUUUUUGUUUUUUUUGCUUUCCAUCAACUCUAGCUCUUAAAGAAUUUAGAAUAGAAGAAGAUAGCCUCUAGCCAGCAGCCACUAAAGUUAGCUCAUUAUGCCUCUAUUAAGGUGCCAAAAACCUCCAUAAAACAUCCGUUCUCUGUUUGGUCUUGUGUCGAGCUGAUCGGGGGAGCUUGAGGUCAUGAUUUUUUACCCAUCUGUCUCUAGAUCUUUGACCCGCAGGGAUGCAACUCUGUUCAGUUGAACGCUUCUUCUCUUCUAUAGCUGUCACACGACAGACCAGGGCAAUGCUUCUGCUUGAACUUGUUGGUGCUAUGAGUUUGCCGAUUUAUACCUCCGGGAGUGCUGUCAGUUAACCUCCGAAUCGUCUGGAGGAUGACGAGCGCAAAUACACAAAACGCUGAGGUCAGUGGUCAACCCUGCAACAAACAGGGAUGCUUUCGGAUGUGUCUGUGAUUGUUGUUUCAGCCGUUUCUGUUCUGGUUUUCUUCUUUUACUGUAGUUUUCAAUCUUUCUAGAGAUGUCCUUGUGUGCUGCAAGAGAGUUUGAAUCUCGCAUACCUCUACUGAUUACCAGGAACCGCCAGACCUUUUUCUUUUUUUUUUACUGUUGAAAGAUGGACAUGAAUUCAGAUUCUCACCUCAAAACACGGAGCAUGUUCAAUCAGUGUUUUGUUAUAGUGAUGCCUUUUGUAAGCAAUAGAAUUGCUCCAGUGGUUUUUCAUGUUUUGGAUUACACAUACAAACGUACAGGCCAACGUAGAUAUUAAACAGACUCAAAGUCAUUGCACAGACAAUCAAUGUGUUCACAGAGAGUGUUUUAGAAAGAGGGGAGUAAAAGGGUCACAGCCAGGGUCCAAAAUGAAUGUUUUGCCACACCUGUCAGUUUACUCUUCGUCAAGCUCCUCACCACUUUAGUUAUGGUUGUUUGCUCAGACAAGCUUUACAGAAUGUACCGUACAAACAUUUGUGUUUAAGUAAUUGUGUAAAAGUUCAUUUACAGCUUUCACACAUAUGAAUUUAGUUGCAAAAAUAAAUACAUGAAAAUCACAGUCUGUGACAGAUUAUUAUUAUUAUUAUUUUAUUUUUUUGUAGUUUAUAUUUAUUUGAUUUUAAUCUCUCACACACAUGUGAGAUUCAGAAUAUCUGUUUUUACAAUUUGAUUUAAAUCAUGCAUUAUGUGUAUUGUCUUAUGUACUUGACAAAGCCAAGUUUCCUUUUCUUUUCUUUGUGUCAGCACUUGGCAAAUGCCCAUUUUGGACCCUGGCCACAGAUCAACACAUGCAUGCACAGACACGCUGGGAGUCAAUACUAUUUCCUCGGAGCGCAUAGGUGAAAAAAUACACAAACGCACUACAGAAAUAAAGAUAUUUAUGGUGUGAAGGAAAGAGGCUGUAUUUUUUUCAGACUGCAGAUAUUUUUUACAUGUUAUAUGCACAAUAUUAACACUUUUGAGCAGUUUUACAACAAGGAAACAAAAGACUAUCUUUUCUCAAAAAUCUCUCACCAUCCUCAAAUAGAAACCAGAGACCUGUUUUUCAAUAAUCUCUCUUUAAUGAUCUCUUUAGAGUGUGUGUUUCAUCAUUCCAAAUUCAUUGUUUAACCAUGGUAAAGACAACUACUAUAUGCUAUCUAAUAAUUACAACAAAAAAUCUGACCAGAUCUCACCAAGCUGAACUGAAACAAUUAAAGCACAUGUACUUCUGUUUCUGUGUGUCCACAGUAUGCUGGUGGCAUGAUUAAGUGAAUUUUGAAUGUGAAUCAGUUGUCCAACAUAAAAUGUAUUUUACUCUUACUCGCUCUCUCUCUCUCUCUCUCUCUCUCUCUCUCUCUCUCUCUCUUUUUUUUUACCAAAACGAACAUAUUGCACAAGCCUGCUGUGUGACAGUGGAGCCUUGAAUUAGAGUUUGGAUCAUGAUGUGAUUUGGAUAUCCUGGAAGAGACAUUGCACUAGAAAAUAAUCCUGGAUUUGGUAAAAGAUGAUGAUGAUGAUGAUGAUGAUGAUGAUGAUGACAGCAAUGACAAAUGCAACUAAGGUGAAUAGGAGAAUAAAGAUGGUUUUGAGAAACCCCUGCAA